GUCUGGGCUGGGGCAUCCCAUGGCUGGGGAGUCACACACUGGCUGGCUUGUGACUCGCCUGCCCAUUGUGACAUGCCCCCUGCUGGCUGGCACAGCCUCAUCCCCUCACUGCCAGGCUUGGCUCUGACAGAGCGAGAGCCGGCACGUGCUGCUGAGGAACGCUGAGCCAGCCGUUUCAGCUUUGCCACCGGCAGCAGAAAGUGGGUGGACCAUAUACACGCAGUCUUCUGACCACUCCUGACUCCAGGAUGGCUGAGGAAGUCCCCAAGGCCCCCUCAAAGCCCAUCGGUGCCUGGGAGGAGACGAAACCUCCCCAACGGAAGAGUUGGCGAAAGAGCCCACAGCGGAAGCAGGAGCUGUGUGUGCCUCAUCCCUUCCGUGCCGAUUCACCAGCCUACUGUAACGCCUGCUUGAUGAGGCUAGACUGGGAGGAGAAAGAGGCCCUGGACUACAUCAACGCCUUUCUCAGGAGCAAUGAACAGGACGAGGCCAAGAAACUCAAGUUCUUGGAUUCCAUCAGCACCCUCAGAAGCCUGCCUGCUUUUAUGGACAAAGCCCUGCUAGUGGAGAAGAUAAAGGAGCUGAUUGAUCACGAGUCCGUCGACUCCCUGACCGGCGUGAUGCGUCAGCAAGCAAUGCUCGCCAUCAUGAAGCUGAGCAAAGUGAAGCUACCGGUGCUGAUCCUGACACGACCCACCCUGCUCACCACCUGCUUCUCCAGCAUCUUCUCCCUGCCUCCAGCACACACCAUGGAGGAGGUGGAGGCUGCUCUCUACACCAAAACUUUGAAAACCAUGGAUGAGAUGCUGAAGGCCUUGGUGUGCGAGGAUAAGGAGCCCAACCUUCUGGUGCUGCAAAUCAUCUUGGAGGUCUGGAGGCAUGGCGGCAGGAAGGGGACUAGUCCUGUAGGUGGGGUCCUGCUCCCCUGGACUACAUCCAAGGAGGCACAUGAGCGGCUGAGGGCAGUGGGAAGGAUCAGGUGGCUUAUGGAACUCAUGGGGUCUCAGCGCAAAUUCCAGAUUUUUGGGAAGUACUUCGACCCGUCUGAAGGCAUGGACUUUCUCCUCACUGCUAUCAACGGCAUGAGAGACUCCAGCGUCCAUGACGCAGUGACGGCCAGGAACAUGCUGCAUAUGAUCCUGGAGGUUCCCGGCCUCAGCUUGGGGAGGGUGUCAGAGGCUGUGAGGAGCAUUCAUAACCACCUGGACUCCAUCAGCGAGCCACUUGCCCGGCAGGAGCUGCGCAGGGCCCUUCUCCUGCUGGGUUCCCAGUUCAGCGAGGAGGUGGUCAGAACCCUGCUGGGCUGCUCACUGUCAUGUGACAGUGUUGCUGCGGAGAUGUGGAAGAUGCUGACAUCCCAGCCCAAGAGCACAGAAAAGAUCCUUAGGGAGCUGGUCAGCAGGCUGCAGGAGCCGGCUCGGCGACGGCAUCAGCUCUCUGAGAGACCGGCUGGCUUCCCCCCCUUGGCCGAUGAAGGUUGGUGCUAGUUAAUGGCUUACAAAUUAACAGACAAUAUUGGAAGAAGAGAAUGGAAAAGUUUUAGGAAAUAAGCUUCAUACAUUUGCACUGAAUUUCGGUAGUGAAAAUAGACCCCUCUCAGGCACUUUCACUACAACUUUUCGCCUUUGAACUGGACUUGUAAUUGGAAUCCACUGCAUUUGAAAAAAGCAAAAAGUAAAAGGGAAGUGGAUCAUCCCUUUUGUCUUUAAAAACUGGUUUCUGAAGCAAGCAAAGGCAGUUGGCAGCAUCAAAAUUACUUGCUGUUCUGUACACGCAGCUGGCUCCUUAUUCUGACUCUCCAUAGUGCUAAAUGUUUCACCCGUUAAAGAACGUGUUGGCCAUCUGAGUGUGGCAUAGUUUGGAUUGUGGGUUUUAGCUGAAGGUGGCAAGAGAGCCUGUUUAGAUGCCUGCUUACAGGCUUCCAUCAUGAUGUGCGUAAUAUUAGUCUUUAAAUCUAAAUGUCAAAGUGCCAGACUCUAAAUGGAAUGUUGUGGAUUCUUGAUGUGACAUUUCUUCAGAUUUAGUUUUCAGCUACAGAUGUUUGUUGAAGUGAGAAUCUCUUCAAAUAAAUCUACCUUUCGUUCCCA
Mauremys reevesii (Reeves's turtle) is the source of this 2087-nucleotide messenger RNA. RefSeq lists its product as uncharacterized. NCBI's taxonomy places the organism in Eukaryota, Metazoa, Chordata, Testudines, Geoemydidae. Gene Ontology annotation, cellular component: cytoplasm. Bases 249 to 1487 code for a protein of 412 amino acids. The record is from RefSeq and is a predicted model, not a curated record. The transcript has 12 exons.